This is a messenger RNA of Engraulis encrasicolus (European anchovy), 3546 nucleotides long. It is a transcript of the gene hao2, whose product is annotated as hydroxyacid oxidase 2 (long chain). The record is from RefSeq and is a predicted model, not a curated record. NCBI's taxonomy places the organism in Eukaryota, Metazoa, Chordata, Actinopteri, Clupeiformes, Engraulidae. Bases 331 to 1401 code for a protein of 356 amino acids. Gene Ontology annotation, cellular component: peroxisome. Gene Ontology annotation, biological process: fatty acid alpha-oxidation. Gene Ontology annotation, molecular function: oxidoreductase activity; FMN binding. The transcript is spliced from 8 exons.
CGUGCACGUGACCUAAAACUAGUGAGUUGGAGAACAGUGAAAUGUUGUACCCUUCGCAGUUUGCCCGUUAAACAAAUACUUUUUUUUUUUGCUUAUAGGCCUGGCUAUCACUGACAUGGUGACCACAUCAGUAUUAGUAGGCCUAGUCGUCGCGUAGCCCACUUGAAAGUAAUCAACAAAAAUACGUCUUCAGUCCGUGCGUAAAAGACGAGACUGAAAACUGAGGAGCAGCCGCCUUUACUGAACUUAUAGGCUACUCGAAAUAGGUGAUGGUGGUGUGAUCCACAUUUUUUAGCCUAAGCACUGAGAGACGGUGUCCAUUGCGCAGAAAUGGCAAUGGUCUGCCUCAACGAUUUCGAGGAGUAUGCUAAAGUGCAUCUCAACAAGCUGACAUGGGAUUAUUACGCCGCCGGGGCAGACGAGUGUUGCACUAGGGACGACAACCUACUGGCUUACAAACGAAUCAGAUUGCGUCCUCGAAUUUUACGGGACGUGUCGGUGAGCGACACGAGGACGUCUCUCCUGGGCACGGAGAUCGCCUUCCCCAUUGGCAUCGCGCCCACCGCUUUCCACUGCCUGGCCUGGCACGAGGGAGAGGUGGCCACCGCACGAGCUGCUGAGUCAGUCAACACGUGCUACAUCAGCAGUACAUACUCCACCUGCUCGGUGGAGGAGAUCACCGCCGCGGCCCCCAACGGCUACCGCUGGUUCCAGCUGUACGUGUACCGCGACCGCAAGCUGUCUGAGCAGCUGAUCCACCGGGUGGAGGCGCUGGGCUACCGCGCGCUGGUGCUCACCGUGGACGUGCCCUACACGGGCAAGCGGCGCGACGACAUCCGCAACCAAUUCAAGCUCCCUCCGCACCUCAAGGUCAAGAACUUCGAAGGCAUCUUCCAGGAGAACGUUGGUCCGGACGAGUACGGCGUGCCCACCAACACCCUGGACCCCUCCAUCAGCUGGAAGGACGUGUACUGGCUGCAGUCCCUCACCCGCCUGCCCAUCAUCAUCAAGGGCAUCCUGACCAAGGAGGACGCGGAGCUGGCCGUGGAGCACGGCGUGCAGGGCAUCAUAGUGUCCAACCACGGAGGACGCCAGCUGGACGGAGGGCCGGCUACUAUAGACUGUCUGUCAGAGAUAGUAGACACAGUGCAGGGCAGGAUCGAGGUGUACAUGGACGGCGGCAUCCGCACGGGCAGCGACGUGCUCAAGGCCAUCGCCCUGGGAGCCAAGUGUGUCUUCAUCGGACGGCCGGUCGUGUGGGGCCUGGCUUACAAGGGGUCGGACGGUGUAAGAGAGGUGCUGCAGAUGCUCGCUGAAGAGUUCCGCUUGUCUAUGGCCCUCUCUGGGUGCCGAAACAUUGCUGAGAUCAACAGGAAUCUCAUUCAGUUCUCCAAACUCUGACUCCCUCUGAGUGCGCCGGACUGACUGCAAGGCAGCUGCGAGAUGUGGGAGAAAGUAGAGGGAGGGAUGCACACACAUCACCGAUCCAGCGCUCCUCAGAGCAAAAGAAAACAAAAGCCUUUGAGCCUUUGCAAAGGGCAGCACCAGACAGAGCAAUACAAGGCUACUAAUGGCCUUCAAUUCUGUCCGGACUGAAAUUGUAUCAUUGGCUGCAAUAGCCACUGUUCAGAAUCAAUGAACAGAUUUUUUUCCACACCAGCUAAUCCAAUAGCGCGAAGAUCCACACAUCUUUUAUCUCAUCUUUCUCUUCAUUCAUUUCCUUUUCUUUAUAUAUCUUCUUCUUUCUCUAUCUGUUUUUUUUCUUUUCUUGUUUUUCUCUCCUCCUUGGGCAGCAUUGAUUGUAGCUGUGUGUGUGUGUGUGUGUGUGUGUGUGUGUGUGUGUGUGUGUGUGUGUGUGUGUGUGUGUGUGUGUGUGUGUGUGUGUGUGUGUGUGUGUGUGUGUGUGUGUGUGUGCUUGGGCUCGCAGGCGGUGCAAUGCAAUGACAUUGUCAUAGGCAAGGACAGAGGACACAGGGAAAUAGGGGGGGGGGAGUAGGAAACCUCUAAAGCUGGCCCCAGAGCUAACCAUUAUGUCAGUCUUUCACGAUUAGAACGAGAGUGAACGUACCACACCUACAGACCUGUGUGAAGCUGCCCCCCCCCCCUCCUCAGACUCAAAAUGCUGAAAUAACACUGCAGAUUGUUAUUUCAGCAUUUUAGGUCUGAGGGGGGGGGGGCACCUUCACACAGGCCACCUACAGACGAGAUAAGAUUUUGAGUUGGUUGUGAGCACAAACAUAACGACUGUGGUGAACAUUCAUUACAUUACAUUCCAUUCCAUUCAGCGGAAGCUUUUGACCAACGCAACUAACAAGGAGGAUAUUCAAGCAAGUACAGAGUGAUGGGUCAGCACAGAGUACAGCAGUAUACACGUAGAUAGAGAGCAGAACAAAAUGUGGAGGCCUAUGAAAUGUGGUGCAGGUUAGUACCCAUGAUUAUGUUAUGCAGGGAAGCUCUCUCAGAAGAGAUCAGUCUUCACUAGCUUCUUGAAGGUAUUCAGAAUGGACUCACGUAAUAAAGGUGCCGCCACUGACAUCUUCUGCAUGAACUUCUACAGUAACAGAACAGACGUACCCAGAUAAUAUCGAACUGGUUUGAUUCAGACAUUGAUUGAUUGAUUGCGUCAAUGAUGAAACAAAUAGCAGGGACUCAAAUUGGUGACUGAACACUGCGACUGCUGAUCUGGACAAAAUCACCCUAAAAAGUCAGGAGUUCUGUGGCCAGCUUAACAGAGAUCAAAGUAAUCAAAAUCGAGGGAGUUUAGGGAGUCUCAACAUAAAUUGUUAGGGAUGGUAAGGUGAGGGGGCCCUCAAAAAUGGUUUGCUGCAAAGGGCCCCCUCCUGCACAAUUUCUUAGAAAUGCACCCCUGCUCGUGGCCUUGUGUGGUGCUGGUAGUGGUGUUGGUGAUGGUGGUGGUUUAGUCCAAGGGAGGAACCACAGGGACAUGGAAACCAGAGAACUAGAACUAUUUCACCUGAGCUUGUGCUGAACUCCACAUUAAAGAUAGAGAGGAGAGGGAGAGGAAAACAUAACUUUGUAGUGGAAGAGGCAAGAGACAGGGGGUGCGUUCCAAUAUGCGACCUUGCAUCCUCCACUUGUGCUUGUGGCCUCGUACCAGGAAGUAAUAUGUCGUGAUGACAUCACUGACAACAGCAUUAUAUUUCAAUAUCUCGCAAAAGCUCAAUUGUAAAGUCAUUCUCUCAUUUGCAAACUGGAUGGUGAAUGAACAAUAGUCCCCCCAAAAUUGUUGUUGCUAGACUGACAGCGGGGAAGCGUUAUUGUUUUCUCCACGGAGGCGGGGCAUCAGCAAAACGUGAGGCCACAAGCAUAAGUGGAGGACGCAAGGUCAUAUAUUGGAAUGCACCCAGGGGCUCAGGAGGGGAAGGAAGGGCCAAUAGAAUCUAAGAAUGCACUAAAAGAUGGCCGAGCAACAUAUGGGAGAACUGCACACACAUUUUUUUUCUCAGUCCCUUUAUCUGAAGAUGGUGUGAAAUGAUUUUGUAUAUGUAGCAAUCAUAUUAAAUAUGUUUCACAGCGUGUCGUUGA